GCUUCUCAUCACACUGAAUCAUCGUGGGCUCAAGUAAUCGGGAAUGUACUUCUUACGGAAGAUACAAAUAAAGCAUACAAGAACGGGUCCGAUAAGACCAUAGAGAUAUCCGACGACGACGACGAGACUGUGGAAGAAUCUUUGGAGAAUGGUCCAGAUUAUGACCCCUCAGAUGACGACCCUUCAGAUCUAGAAUCAACGGAUGAUGAUCUAGCGCAGAUGGGCGAGGCGAGAUCAGCCUUCACGGACACGGACAUGCGGAUGGUUGCGAAAUGGGUAGCUUCACACCCUGACUGGGAGGAGAUGUCCUACAAGGAAAAAUGGGAGGAUCUAAGUCAGAGAGUGCGUCAUAAUUCUCUGCGUCGGAAACUGUGAUGCAAGUCGGUAACAUGGAGCUUAACUCUCAGUACCCUCAAAGAUCCGACAAGGCCUGGAACAAUUAUUUUACCAGAAGGAAAAAAGACAUCCUGAAGCAUGUCAAAAGAUAUCAAAGACGAUCUGAGAAACGCUCUGCUCAAAAUCGGAAUGGUCCAAUCAAACGGCGAUUCUCUCCUGAAUAUUUCUCAGCUCACGACGCCAAGAGGUUGAAAACUGAUUGCAAUACUGACGCAUGAUGAGGUCGCUUGACAGAAUGUCUUUUUGGAUUUGUUGACAGUAUGAUCCUGGAUCGCGGGAUGGGGUAUGGAGACCCUUUCGGAUAUAAUCUCACCUGUCGAUAUAUUGAUAUACCGAUAUCAACUCCCAAUGUAUGACAAUUUAGAGAUGAACAAC
This is a messenger RNA of Heterobasidion irregulare TC 32-1, 771 nucleotides long. RefSeq lists its product as uncharacterized. The transcript is spliced from 2 exons. Bases 375 to 614 code for a protein of 79 amino acids. The record is from RefSeq and is a predicted model, not a curated record. NCBI's taxonomy places the organism in Eukaryota, Fungi, Basidiomycota, Agaricomycetes, Russulales, Bondarzewiaceae.